Vanessa atalanta (red admiral) is the source of this 2546-nucleotide messenger RNA. RefSeq lists its product as uncharacterized. Lineage: Eukaryota; Metazoa; Arthropoda; Insecta; Lepidoptera; Nymphalidae. The transcript has a single exon. Bases 147 to 2033 code for a protein of 628 amino acids. The record is from RefSeq and is a predicted model, not a curated record.
UUGUGAAUGUGAAGUUGGAAAUGGGAAUUAUUGUUAUAAUUUUGCCACAGCUAUGAAUAUUUAUCAUGACUGUUUACAACUGCACGUGAGCAUUUGAAUAUAAUUAUAAGAAACUAAUUUUUAAAACAAAAAAUACUGGAACUGUAAUGGAAAGAACAAAUAAUAACUUCAGCGACAUGAGUCGAAGAGCCGGAGAAAUAUUUAGACGCAUAAACAGGCUAACAGACGGUCCUUUAACAAGGAAAAAGCUAGUAAUAUUAAUCCUAGUGCUAAUAUUCUUAUUACUUUACAUCGGACCAACUAUUAUGAACUCUCUCUUCAAUACCGAGAGUUCCCUGACGAGCAACCAAAACGUAUGUCAUCGGAACUUUUUGAACCCUUUCCAAGAUGCUCUUAGCGAGUACGAUGCCUAUUUAAGGUUGGAAUCAACCGCCACACUGUCGUCAUUAAGUCACAACUAUGUGCCUUAUGUAGGAAAUGGUAUGUUAGGACUGGCAUUGGAACAUGAUUCCCAUUUAAAUAUUAAAUUUGGAAGAACAGUGUCGUUACCAGUUUACUAUCAUCCAUUGUAUAUAGUAGAUGAUUUAGAUAUGAAAGAAUCAACUCUUGUAGACUACAAAAAAGGUAUUGUGCAUAGAUUUCAGUGCAGCAGUACUGGUUUGCAUGUGUCAUACCAAUAUUACGCACACAGGACUAUUCCAUCAUUAUUUGUUCAAGAAAUCUUAAUAAAUAAUCCUCUGAAUGCUCCUAAAAGCCUACACUUAACUGUGCCUAGAUUGUCAGAUUGGUCCACAUCUGUCAAGCAAACUAUAAAACUACACCAGGGUGUCGAUGCUAAGGAAUACGAAGUAGUAACAGGUAUGAUAACGCUACCAGAAAGUGAAAAUGUCAUUGCAGUGUCUGUUGUUUGUAGAAAAUUAAAUAACAUCCUACAAGUUGAAGCGCGGGAUGGUUUAGAUCUUUUAAUUCUCACUACAGUACAAUACAGUAAGCCUAUUAAAAGGUCUGAUUAUGCAAAACAGAAGGAUAUUGUUGAAAAGAAAGCAAUCGCAGAAAUGGAAAAGGUAAUAGCACUAACAGGGGACAGAACCGCUGUUAGGAGAUUAAGGGAAAACCACACUAGAGUUUGGCAAGGUUUAUGGUAUACAGGGUUUUAUAUAUCUGAUUCUAAAGCUACAGGUGCUAUUAAUGGAGACCGUAUCAAUGCUACUAUAUAUGCAAUCCUCUCACAAGUGAGAAGCUACGAACAUGAAGAUCAUAUAAAAUUGGAUACAAAAUCGGAAAUCCUUCGAACUCUUACAUAUUCUGAAGGAUGCUAUGAAGGAUAUUCUACGUUAGAUGCGUUUAAUUUAUGGAAACCAUUAAACAGCCUAACAAACUUAAACACAGUUGCAAGUAUAUGGCUUUUAACAUUGGAGAAGCAAGGCUGUCAUAAUCUCUUAAAAGCCGGUGCCAGUGGAGUGAAUCAAGCUAUGAUUCUCAGUUUUGGUAGCUUAAGAUUUAGUAAUCAACACCUUGAAUACAACAUUCACCCUUCAAAAUUACACAGAGACUUUCUAUUCCGUAGGAUAAACUAUGGGAAUAUGACUCAUGUUAACAUAAGUGUGAUUUUACAGGAAGACAAUAAAGCAGCUAUAUUCGUUGCCUUAGAUCGCUCUGACAGAACAUAUUAUGCUUGCGAUGCCGGCUGCUUGGAUUCACCCGUACAACUAGGGCCUUAUAGAAAAUAUUUCCCAGUGAAACUAACCGAACCUUUAACCGCUAUAUUGUAUAUAACAGCCGAUAAACAACACAUGGAAGAUUUGAGACAUGCUAUUCACGUACAUGAAGUCAUUGAGGCACCAGCUCACGAACAUCAUGUCAUUGCAUUGCAUAGACAUGGACACUCGCUCGGUGGACUCAAUCCCUUAUUCUGGGUGUCCAUAAUAGUUUUAAUAGUUAUGUUCCAUUUGUUCCUCUGUAGGAUUAUUAUGAAUGAAUUCUGCGAUAGCGGCACAAGUAUUAGUUACAAGAGAUUGUAUAAUAAAGCUUAAAUUGAAUAUAAGAUAUAUUGAAACAUGAAUGUUUAGUUGUUUGUCGGUUUUCUGCCAGCUUCAGUAUUCAGUGUUUUUGAAGAUAUGGAAAUGAUGAGCUAGGACACUUGGCACGCUUUAGCACCCUUAUACUGCUACUCACACAAUUGAUUAUGUUAUUUUACGCUGGGGGAGCAUCUUAUGCAGAUUGACAUUUACAAUAUAAAUUUACCGCACCCAGCUAAUAAGCAAAACUGCUAACACACGGUAUAUAUUCUGUGUAUGGAUUUAAGAGAGGAGGUGUUCUAGCUUUAUAUGCUAAAUAUUAUUUGGCUUCUGCAACACUGCCAUCGACUGCAUAAUAUUAGUAAUCUUUUCAAAGUUUUAUUAUUUAUACUUAAAACAUUUAAAUCCAUACAAUGAUUGAAGUGGAUCCAAAUUUUUGAUCAAUAGUCAUAUAAAAUUAAAGUUAAUUGUAAAAUUCAUAAAUAUCUACGAUUACUAUCGUUGUAAAUCAUUAUAUAUGUAAAUAUU